Molecule: messenger RNA, 4015 nt
Organism: Nezara viridula (southern green stink bug)
Lineage: Eukaryota; Metazoa; Arthropoda; Insecta; Hemiptera; Pentatomidae
Source: the annotation of a GenBank genome assembly
AUGUGUAACAGAGUCUCAGUCCGCUGCGACUCUACUCACAGACACUGGCUGCUCCGUACCUGUGACUGUCACAGUUGGGCCUUAUCGGUACUCCACUGCUCCACCGUUCCGCUGUCACAGUUGAUCCUUAUUGGCACUCCACUGCUCCACCGUUCCGCUGGCACAGUUGGGCCUUACCAGUAUUCUGCCACUGGCACAGAGCAGAGUGGAACACCAAAAUAUGAAGGAUCUGUCCAGAAAUUAGUUGAAAAUGCCUGCUUCGAAGCCAAUAUUUAUGAAAAUUCCGGUGUGGAUGCAGUUAUGAUUGAAAAUAUGCAUGAUAUACCAUAUGUGAAAUCAAAGGAAUUAGGACCAGAAAUAGUGUCUGUUAUGACAAGAAUAGCUACAGAAGUAAAGAAAGUUAUUCCUCACAUUCCUUGUGGAAUUCAAAUUUUAGCAGGAGGAAACAAAGAAGCUUUGUCAAUAGCAAAAGCAUCUAAUUUGCAGUUUGUUAGAGUUGAAGGAUUUGUUUUUAGUCAUAUAGCAGACGAAGGGUUGAUUGAUGCUUCAGCUGGCCCUCUUUUGCGAUACAGGCGUUCUAUCGAUGCUGAAUCAGUCCUGAUUUUUUCAGAUAUAAAGAAAAAACAUAGCUCUCAUCAAAUUACGAGUGAUGUAAGCAUUGUUGAAACAGCUUUAGCUGCUCAGUUUUUCUUAAGUGAUGCAGUUAUUCUUACUGGAUCAACUACAGGAUCACCAGUCAAUCAAAAUGAACUCAAUGGUAAAAUAGGUCCUGACAAGAUUGCUUUAUUAAAAAUGGCAUCUCCUUUAAAUUCAAACUCGAAAUGUAGGAAAAAGGUUUCCAGUCUUGCUCAAUUAUUGGGUAAAAAAAAACGUUUCAGAUGUCUUUCUACUUCUGUGAAUGGGAGCGUAGAAGUAAUAUCAACUAGUCUUGAUAACAUUAACACUUUAGAUAGUAAAGGAAAUUUAGAACAAUCAGAUACCUGUGAUAAACCUAACCAAGUCCAGCCAUCAGAACUAACAACAAACACUAAUGUUUCUCUAUGCUGUGCUCUGACAGAAAGUUCUCAAACGCCUAUACACCUAUCGAAAACUAAAGAUCAGAACUUGCGGAAUAAACAUUGUUUGCUAGAAAGAGUUAGUGGUUCCAAGUCAACUGAAACUCCAGAUGAUAUGCCUCCAGAGGAGCUCCCUUGUUUGGUUAAGCCCAAUUCAGAAUCAAAUAUCAAUCAAAGAGAAGUCUGUAAAUCGAAGAAAAAAGACCACAAGAGAUCUUUUAGUUUAAGCAGAAGUCUAUUUAGUUCAGCAGACAAAAAUACUGAAAAAAUAGAUAAUAAAUCUCCUGAAAGUUCUCCAACCCUACAGCAUAACCAUCGAAGAUGGAUGCUUUCUAGAAGAUCUGUGGAUAACAUUGCAGUAUCCUCAACUGGUUCUUCACCAACCUCCACUAGAAGUCAACCAGAAGGAAAAAAGAGGAGAAGUAGACCCUCAUCUGUUGUUGUUCUUAGUCGACAUGAUGGUGAAGCGACUGCCUCUACUGAUAGUCUUGCCCGGCAAUCUCUGCUCGCUGCUCAAGUUUUACAUCUUAUUCCUGCUAAUAAAGCUAGAGAGAGGAAUUAUCUAUGUGGUCGCAUAGCCGCAAACUCCCUCCUUGGGAAAAUUGAAUUAGAACGUGUAUUGCCACAAAGAGAAGUUCGAAUAUACGUUGCAACUUGGAAUAUGAAUGGUCAGGCACCUCCUAAUGCGCUAAAUGCUUUGUUACUACCUGAUUGUAUGGAUCAUGUGCCUGAAAUCGUAGUUAUCGGAACUCAGGAAAGUUAUCCAGAUCGUGGUUCUUGGGAAGUCACAUUACAGGAAACGCUUGGUCCUUCUCAUGUACUCUAUCAUUCUUCUGCUCUUGGAACUAUUCAUUUAGCAGUUUUUUUGCGCAGAGAUCUUAUUUGGUUUUGUUCUGUGGCAGAUGAAGCAACCUACAGUGUUAGGCCUGGAACUGCAUUCAGGACAAAAGGUGCUGUUGGUGUUUCAUUCUAUUUAUUUGGAUCAACUUUUUUGUUUAUCACCUGCCAUCUAACUGCUCAUGAAGAACGUGUGAAAGAAAGGCUUCAGGAUAUAAAGAGGAUAAUUAAAGCUUUGGAACUACCUAGUCGCCUACCUAUACGGAAUUCUUCUACAGAUGUCACGGAUAAAUUUGAUUAUGUCAUAUGGAGUGGAGAUCUAAAUUUUCGAUUAAGUCGUCCAAGGUCUGAAGUUAUGGAAUGGAUUUCUUCCAGAAGUUUUCCACUUUUGCAGCCUGCGCAAUUAACUCCUGGAGAUCAACUCACUCAGUCAAUACUCAAUGGUUGUGCAUUGCGUGGAUUCGAGGAAGGUCCGCUUACAUUUCCACCUUCCUAUAAAUAUGACCCCGGAACCCAAAUAUAUGAUACUUCAAGCAAACAGCGAACACCAUCUUAUACUGAUAGAAUAUUAUAUAAAUCUCGAAGAAAGGAUGAAGGCAUUGAAUGCUUAGCCUACAGCUCUGUGCAGUCUGUGAGCACCUCAGAUCAUAAACCCGUUUGGGGCCUUUAUAAAGUUUCUAUUCGACCUGGGAUUGAUACAAUACCUUUAAAUGCGGGAUUAUUUUCUCGUGAGGUGUAUUUGGAAGCAAUAAAAAGAAGAGCUGCUGCAAUGGAUCAGCACACAGAUGCCUCAACAGUCUGCUCACUUCAGUAGGAACUUCUUUGAUAAAAUUUAUUUGUGAACACUAUUAAAAUGUGUCAGUAUAUUACUACCUGAUUUCAAUGUUUGUUGUUAAGAAGAAUACCUAUAGAUUAUUUAUUUAAGGUUUACAAAGUCCUAAUUUCUAGGAUAUUUAAAGAUGAAAAUCGAUCUUGAAGUUUUUCAAAUUUACGGAAGAAAAAUUAAUAUUAACAUUAAUUAUUAUGAACAUUAAAUUGUUUGAACGGAAUGCUUUAUUUUUCACUGGAAAGUUGUAAACAACUAAAAUUUGACUAAAUUAAAUAAUGUUAAUGUUAUCUGUAAAAUUAUUUGGUAAUCAAAUCUUAGCUUUGUUGAAAUUGUUAUUCUCUUCAACAAUUCAUUAUUGGUACUUAAUUAUUAUAAAACUUUACAUUUUCAAGACAAAAUAUACUUUACUGGUAUAAAAAAAUAAAGUGUAUUUUUUUAAACACUAUUAUAGGUACAAACCAGAAUUUGUUAUUUAUGGACAAAAUGGAUUGUUAAAUUUUAUUAUGGAAUGAAUGUUUUAUGUUGAUUAGGUGAUAUUUUUCAAGUGGGUAUAUCCAUUGUUGCAGAUUAAUUAUGAUAACUGUCUAUACUAUAAUAAUAGUCAUAUGACAAUCAUUUUAUUAUAUUUUUAUAACUGUAACUUAUGAAUUAGUGAAACAUUUAUAAUUACUUUGAAGUUUGUAGUAAAACUUUAUUAAUUCAUCAUCUUUCAGUAAGUAAUGUUAAAAGAUAUUCUAGGAGCAUUCCAAAAUUAUUGAAGCUUCUUAUGGUCUAAAAAAUAAGAAUGAUUAAAUAAAAGACAAAUAUAUUGUCUAGUAUUUAUGAAUUUUCAAAAUGAUGCAAUAUCCUGAUAAUUUAAUGUUUUUUUGUUUUUUUUAAAGUUUCGUAUGUAAUUGACUAUUAAUUAUAGUGUGCCUUUAAUGAAUCAACAUCUAUUAUUGCUGCAUUUGAUCCAUUUUAACAAUACUUUAUUAAAGCUGUAGUAAUAUAUAUUUUCCCUUAUAUAUAUCUUCCAGUUAACUAAGGAAUAAAUUGGAAUCUAUCUUAAGUGUCAAGCUUCCUCAAGAUUUAAAUUAAACUAUGAAUGAAGCUUAACGAAAAUGGUUGGUUAAAAAAAAAAGAAACGCUGCAAAUUAUUCCACAAUGGUUUAUUAUUUCCAAACAAUUAUACAUCUAAAGUAACAUUACCUUCUAGUUACAAAGAAAAAUAAAUAAAAGGUGAUUCCAAUUAUUGGACUAAACUUUUUUUUUUAAUCAUUAGUAAUAUGCUAAAAAAAAAAUAGCAUUACUUCAG